AUGCAUUCUGCAGCUUACUCAGCUCAACCUCAGCACACCACUGUGAUUGUCCACACUGACACCCCCAAUGACCACAUCGUUUGGUCCCUAUGCAGCCUUCUCUACUCCAACCCUUGCUGCAUUGGACUGGUGGCAGUGUUGUACUCUUUCAAGGCCAGAGACCGAAAGGUGUUUGGAGACAUGGAGGGUGCCAGACGUUACGCCUCCACUGCCCGUUGCCUCAACAUCGUGUCCACUGGCCUGAUUUGCAUCAUAAUCAUUACUUUAAUUAUUCUGUAUGUUCUGGUGUGGCAUACCGCAGUCAAUCUGCAAAAAAACCACUAG
Molecule: messenger RNA, 324 nt
Organism: Scomber scombrus (Atlantic mackerel)
Lineage: Eukaryota; Metazoa; Chordata; Actinopteri; Scombriformes; Scombridae
Product: interferon-induced transmembrane protein 3-like
Exons: 2
Coding region: 1-324 (107 amino acids)
Cellular component (GO): plasma membrane
Source: RefSeq, a predicted model, not a curated record